Zalophus californianus (California sea lion) is the source of this 5170-nucleotide messenger RNA. RefSeq names its product syntaxin 19 (gene STX19). Bases 790 to 1851 code for a protein of 353 amino acids. The record is from RefSeq and is a predicted model, not a curated record. Gene Ontology annotation, molecular function: SNARE binding; SNAP receptor activity. The transcript has a single exon. Gene Ontology annotation, cellular component: endomembrane system; synaptic vesicle; SNARE complex. Lineage: Eukaryota; Metazoa; Chordata; Mammalia; Carnivora; Otariidae. Gene Ontology annotation, biological process: synaptic vesicle fusion to presynaptic active zone membrane; intracellular protein transport; exocytosis.
UGCUGGGUCCUAGGGUAGCUCUAUUUUUAACUUUUUGAGGAACCUCCAUACUGUUUUCCCAAAAGUGGCUGCAACAGUUUGCAUUUUCACUUACUCAAAUCACUAUUUAUAAAUUAUGUACACCAAAGUUAAUCCUGUGGAUAAUGACCAACACAGGAUAUGAUGUCAAUAUUAUCAGCACCACCAAACAAGACUUUAUAUAUAUACCCUCAUGUUUGAAAAAAAUAGCACUUAAAAUGAAUGGACAUAAAUUUUGUUCUAAGUCUGGAUAUCUUUGCAAAGGAAUGCUACCAGGAAUAUGUUUUCAUAUGUAUGUAAUGGAUAAAAAAAACACAAAACUAUGUCAAAUAAUGUUAAUCCAUCUAGAAGCCUCAGAAUUUUUAAAAUAAAUUCAAUAUUAUCUAUAUUAUUUCAACUGCUCAAAUGGAAUCCGCCCUGUCACUAUCCUGUUUUUAACUGAAUUAUGCAUAUUUAGCAAAAUGAGUUUAAGAUGACAUAGGUCAAAUUAACUGGGAACAGUAUCUUUAGUAGUAAGGGCAUUUUCAGAGUGCCCUUUUACUUCUAAAACUUGAAGAUAUGGCCAAAUCUUCCAUUUAAAGAUAUAUCCUCUAUAUGCACAAAAAUCUACUAUGUGACAGUAUCAUGACACUGAAGUAUUUAUCCGGGGGGUAACUGUAUCUUUAUCACUGCUCUCUCAGCUACUUCACUCAACUGAACAGGACUCAUAAUAGGCCCACAAGAUGCACAGUAACUUAUAAAUUAUUUUAUAUUACUUUUCCUAUUCAGUUUAUGUUUAUGAGGAAAUUCUUAAUGAUUUUUCUAAUUUUUCAACCUCUUUUCAGAAAACUAGGAGGAUUUUUCCUGGAAGACACACACAGCUCUGUGAAACCAAUUGCUACUGACAGAAAAUGCCAAACUUUUAUUUGUUCAACACAAUCAUUUUUGCUUCUUAAGAGGAAAGGGAAGAUGAAAGACCGACUUCAAGAAUUAAAGCAACGAACAAAGGAAAUAGAACUUUCUAGAGACAAGCAUGUGUCGACUACAGAAGCAGAAGAACAAGGGGUGUCUUUGCAGCAAGCUGUUAUUUACGAAAAAGAGCCUGUAGCUGAGAGACACCUACAUGAGAUCCAAAAAUUACAGGACAGUAUUAACAAUUUGACAGAUGAUGUUCAAAAAUUUGGGCAACAACAGAGAAGUCUGGUGGCUUCAAUGAGAAGGUUUAGUCUACUUAAGAGAGAGCCUAGCAUUACAAAGGAGAUAAAAAUCCAAGCAGAACACAUUAAUAGAGGUUUGGAUGAUUUAGUAAAAGAAGUUAGAAAGUCAGGGGCUGAAAAUGGUCCAUCCUCAGUGGUGACAAGGAUACUUAAAUCUCAGCAUGCUGCGAUGUUCCGCCAAUUUCAGCAAACUAUGUUUACAUACAACGACACAAUAGCAGCAAAGCAAGAGAAGUGCAAGACAUUUAUUUUCCGUCAACUUGAAGUUGCUGGAAAAGAAAUGCUUGAAGAAGAAGUAAAUGAUAUGCUUUAUCAAGGAAAAUGGGAAGUUUUUAAUGAAAGCUUACUUACAGAAAUCACUAUCACUAAAGCACAACUCUCAGAGAUAGAACAGAGACACAAGGAACUUGUUAAUUUGGAGAACCAAAUGAAGGAUUUAAGGGACCUUUUCAUUGAGAUAUCUCUUUUAGUAGAGGAACAAGGAGAAAGCAUCAACAAUAUUGAAAUGAUAGUGAACAGUACAAAAGAAUAUGUUAACACUACUAAGGAGAAAUUUGGACUAGCUGUAAAAUACAAAAAAAGAAAUCCUUGUAAGGUACUGUGUUGUUGGUGUUGUCCAUGCUGUAGCUCAAAAUAAAGAAGCUAUUUUAGACAUUUUUCCAGCUUUAGAAUGAAGAUGUCCCACGUUUCAGCGUCUUUUUUCAUUUUAUAGAUCCAUUCACAUACCUUUCAUCACCAUUAAGUCAUGAUUUUCCUCUUUAGCUUUUACCUACUAGAACGACAGAAACUUCUAAAGUCACUGACAAAAAAAAGUCUUCACUUAUUAAACUAAAAACAGUAUAGUUAACUUUAAACUCACAGGUUAACUACCAGAAAUGAGAUCAGUGAUUUUAGAUUUCUGUUCAGGUACCAAGUUCUAUUAUAUAUUUUUGUUAACUUUCAAUGCCUUAACAAGAUGAGUGUCAGUAAGUGACAACUGCUUAAACAAUCCUUUUGGCUCAUUUGAGAGCAUUUCAGUAGUUAAGAAGUGUAUAUAACAAGAACUCAAAGAGUGCUAUAUAGAUUUUUUUUUAAAGAUUUUAUUUAUUUAUUUAUUUGACAGAGAGAGACACAGCGAGAGAGGGAACACAAGCAGGGGGAGUGGGAGAGGGAGAAGCAGGCUCCCCACUGAGCAGAGAGCCCGAUGCGGGGCUCGAUCCCAGGAACCCAGGAUUAUGACCUGAGCCGAAGGCAGACCCUUAAUGACUGAGCCACCCAGGUGCCCCCAAAGAGUGCUAUAUUAAAGCAAAAUCAAAUCUUUUAUGCCCAGAUAGGUCCGUUAACUCAGUGGUCAACAUAUCCUGAGAAAAUCCAAUUAUGUACUCGAUGAAGAAUCUAGUUGGUAACUGGGAGCUGAAUCUAGUUUAAGGCCGAAGAAAGUAAGGCACUGUUUUCCUGAGCUUGGCUCCAUUCAGGACACUGUAUUACAGAUCAUUAAAUUUGACAAAUAAAAUAAAAAAUAAAGGCAAUUACAUUCUUGAAAGUUUCUCCAUCACUUUACCAUGAAGCUGAGCACUACACUAUGGGCUAGGGAUACAGUGUGAACUCACACAGGUAUAGAGAUUUGGAAUUCACAUUUUAGUGGAGAAAGCAGGUAACACACAAAUAUAAAUAUUAGGUAAUGUUAAGUUCUUGGCAGAAACUUAAAAUAAGAUGUUGAGACACAGAUGACUGGAGUGGCUUCUUUUGGUUGGGUGGUCAGUGAAGGCCUCUCUGAAAGGUAGUAUUAAAUGAUGAGGACGAGAGAGGGUAUAUCCCAAGCAUAGAAAACAAACAGUUACAAAGAUUCCGAGGAUGAUAUAAUUUACUCUGUUUAAAGAAAAACAAGCAAUACACCUGUAUCAUAGUAAGAAAAGAGUAAUGAGGUAAGAAAUAAAGUUAAGAAAGGUCAGUAGGGGCUAGCUUUAAGGAUUUGUAAGCCAUGUAAGUCUGAAGUUUACAGCAAAUGUAAUCAAUGCAAGGCCCUCAAGACUAUUUUGGCCUGAAAAUAAUGUUAUAUAAUUUAUAUUUGAGAAAAACCAUUCUACUAUGUACUACGUCUCACCAUUGUUCUAAUAAUUUUACAUUUUUACCAACAAAACACUGAGGUAGAGCAAGGUUAAGUAACCUGCCCCAGGUCACAGAAACUGUAAGAAUCAGAAUUUGAACCAAGGCAGUCAGAUUCCAGAACCAGUUCUUAACUAUUUACUAUAUAAGUAAUGAUGAAAAAAAAAUUAGACUAACUUGUGAUAGAUUUAAGAGCUAGAAUCUACAGGAUACUGAUUGGAUGCUGAUGUCAUCAGGGAAAAAGAGAUAAGGGUUUCAGAAUUGGGGGUGAAAAGGAAAUCUAGAAUUCUCUUUUGGCCAAGAGAAGCUGAGAUUACUAUAAAAUGCCUAAGUAGAGGUUUCCUAGAUAUUAGCUAUAUCACCAGGAGCUCUUGGAAGAGGGAAGGGCUAGAACUAUAGAUUUGGAUCAUUUGAGUAAACAGUAUUUAAGGUAAGUAUUUAGAAUGAAAUCACCUGAAAAGUUUGUGGAUGUAAAAAAAACAGAUGGCCAGAAAAGAGCCUGGGGUAGAAAAGUUAAUAAAGCAGAAGAGUUCAUAAAGGAGAUUGAGAAGAAACCAUCAAAGAAGCAGAAGGAAAACCAAAAAAGUGUGCUACAAUGUAGUGUUAAAAGAACAAAGUUGAGGAAAAAGUCAACUUGAGGUAAAUAAGAACAGCACACUGACAGCGGGUUUGGCAAUGUGGAGAUAAUUUGUUGACUCCAACAUGAGCAGUUUUAAGGAUACAUUGUAGGGACAGAAGCACAAGUGGAAUAUGUUGAAGAAAGAAUGCGAUAUGAGUAAGUAUAGCAGCCACUAUAGACUAUUCUUCUAUUCUUUCCAGCUGUGUGAAUAGAGGAUUAUAAAAAGGAAUUAACUGCUGAAGAGGAAUGCAGAGUCAAAGGAUUCCAUAAUACUUAAAGUUAAGAAACAGAAGAGUACAUCCUGCUAAUGCAAAUGAUCCAGAGAGCCAAACUGUCGACAUAAGAAAGGGAAGGGAUUAUAUGCAAAACUAGAAAGGGGUGGAAUCUGUAGUACAAAUGGAGAACCUGGCCUUGGACAGGACCUGAAGCACUUUUUCCAAGUAAUCGUAGAGAAGGCAACAUUCAGGAAUAAAAGCACACAGAGAGAGCUGAGCAAAUUUGGUGGUCCUAAAUGAGAGAAUUAUUUUGUGGUAGUUUCUACUUCCUAAAGAACUGAGGCACUAUUAUUAACUGAAAGCACAAUGGAAUUAAGGGAGAACUGGAAUACACAUAUACAUACAUCCUAACACUAUAAAAUAAAUUUUAAAUUAUAAAAUAUAAAGAAAUUGAAGAGUUUUCUACUCUGUCAAUUAUCAAGUAUUACUAGAGAAAAAGAUGUUUCACAUAUCAGCUCCAAAUGUUUAAAGAACUUUAUAAAAAAGAUAAAUUUAAAACCAAUGAUAAACUCUCCACCUAAUCAGGUGGUGAUUUCUUCUGGUUUUCUCAAGUUGCGCUAUAACCUUUAAUCUAGUACCUUACUGACACUUGUUUAUAAUUGUUCCUAAAUUGUUUAUCAUGGAAUCUGAGAAAAUUAAGUAUUAUUUACUACUCACUAGCAUAAUUAUGUCCAAAUGGAUUUGUAAAAUAGUAAUUUUCUAUUAGUAUUUAUAUCUGCACAUAGUGCUUUUAAAGCAAGACUUAAGCACAGAAAGAUUCUAGCAAAGUAGUACAUCACAUGUAUCACAUAUAAUUUUCAUUGUUAUAUUUUAAAAUCAACUAGAAUCACCCUGGGGCACCCAGUUGGCUGGCUCAAUCUGUGGAGCAUGUGACUCUUGAUCUUGGGGUUGUGAGUUCAAGCUUUAUGUUAGGUGUAGAAAUUACUUAAAAAUCAAAUCUUAAAAAAAAAAAAGAGGGGUGCCUGGGUGGCUCAGUC